AUGGCGGCUUCAUCGUCUUCUUCCUCCUCCGACGUGUCCUCUGACUCUUCAGACUCUCAUCGCCGCCGCAAGGAUCGCCGUCGCCACCGUCGAAGCGAGCGAGACAAGGAUUCGCUCAAGGUACGGAAGAAGAGCAGCUCCGGCUCUAAACGACGCCGUAGACGCCAGAACCCUUCCGAUUCCUCUGAUUCUUCCUACUCCGAUUCCUCCAGAGAUGAGAGCUCAGAUAGUGAGCACGAGAGGUCACGAAAGCACAAGAAGCACGAGAAGCCAAAGAAGGCAAAGGACAAGGAGCGAAGCAAGAGUCAUCGUCAUAAACGGCAUAAGAACAGAGACAGAAAGAAAGGGGAAGGAGAAGGAAGUAGCGGGCCUGUUAAACUAUCAAAGUUUUUGAGCCGGAGCAAGGACGAUGGUGAGCGUAGAAGUGCUGUCUCCGGGAAAAAGAUUCUGCUGAAGGUUGACAAGUCGAAAGAGGACAAAGCUGCAGAGAGCAAGAGAAAUGAGUUGCUCAAGUUCUUGAAUGCAAGUUUCGACUAG
Molecule: messenger RNA, 537 nt
Organism: Microthlaspi erraticum
Lineage: Eukaryota; Viridiplantae; Streptophyta; Magnoliopsida; Brassicales; Brassicaceae
Source: the annotation of a GenBank genome assembly